CAGUAGUACUGUGGUAGAUUGAAAAAUUAUUGAAUCUAGUGGAAAUAAAAUUCGUUAUUUCAUAAUAUUAAUGAUAAGAACUUAGGAUUCUUGAUAACAUGUUUAAAGUAUAAAAACAUGCCAUUUUAUACAGAACUUAAUCAAAAGAAUAAAGGAAAAUCAUGAAAAGAGUUCAAAUUGAAUAUGCUUUUUAAUUACAAAACUAUAAUCUAUAUUUAUGAUGUAAUAGGAAUAAUA
Messenger RNA from Paramecium octaurelia, 237 nucleotides. NCBI's taxonomy places the organism in Eukaryota, Ciliophora, Oligohymenophorea, Peniculida, Parameciidae. The record is from the annotation of a GenBank genome assembly.